UGUCAAUGUAACCAAACGUUCAGCGCAAUUGUCAAAUCCAGAUUAAGCAAUUUUCUGAAAAGGCGUCUAAAGUAUUGCUUUUUUUGGAUAUAUUACUGUGGUUUAUUAUUUAAAAAUGUUAGCUUUGAUCAAUCGUAUCCUUGAUUGGAUUAAAAGCUUAUUUUGGAAGGAGGAGAUGGAGCUCACGCUGGUCGGGCUGCAAUAUUCAGGGAAAACAACUUUUGUUAACGUCAUAGCCUCUGGACAGUUCAGUGAAGACAUGAUACCGACUGUGGGCUUCAACAUGCGUAAAAUUACCAAAGGAAAUGUUACCAUUAAGGUAUGGGACAUUGGUGGUCAGCCUCGGUUCCGUUCAAUGUGGGAGAGGUAUUGUCGAGGAGUUAAUGCUAUUGUCUACAUGGUGGACGCGGCGGAUCCGGACAAGAUAGAGGCGUCGCGCAACGAGCUGCACAGCCUGCUGGAGAAGCAGCAGCUGACUGGCAUUCCAGUGCUGGUGCUGGGCAACAAGCGCGACCUGCCGCACGCCCUCGACGAGCACGGCCUCAUCGAGCGCAUGAACCUCUCGGCGAUUCAGGAUCGCGAGAUCUGUUGCUAUUCUAUAUCGUGCAAGGAGAAGGACAACAUCGACAUCACGCUGCAGUGGCUCAUCGCGCACAGUAAGUCCGGCAGCGCGCGCUAGUGUCGCCCGCGUCACGUCACGUCACGUCACGUCACCUCGCGUCACGUCACCUCGCCUCUACAUACUUCGAGCGCAAACGAUAUUUUAAUAUCGAUUUAAAUAUUUCAAAAUUUCUCGAUUCAAUAUUCGGUCGUUAAUUUUAAUUAAUCGUUCUAAUUUGAGUUUUCAGUACACUUGAUCAUCGUUUAUUUGUUUCGAAACAUCGAUUUUGUAUUUGAAAUAUUACUUAUCGAUUAUACGUAAUUCAGUUUGAAGCAAAGUAAUUUGCAGAUGUUCUGUUCAUCGGCUCAUCGCAGAGCCUUUCCAUUUAGAUAUAAUAGUUUACGGUAAAAUAUACGAAAAUUAUCAUCUGCCACUUUGUAAGUUAAAAAUAAUUUUUAUGUAAUUUCUAAAAUCACCGCUUUAUUAAGAUAAUUAACACGGCGGUAUAUUUGAACAUCUACUUAUUCUAAAUCUUAGCUUAAAAUUGCAUUCAAUAUUAAUUUUUAAUACGUAACAAAAGGCUAAAGAUAGUUUUAUAAAUCUGCCUAUUAGCGUUCUUGACAUCGCCUUACUAUUGGCGAAGGUGAAUUUUGAGGUUAUGAUCUGUUCACAACUUUGAAUAAAUUGCGUACGAAAUACGCUUUCUACAUUUUCGCUUAGUGGCAGAAUAGUCUAAUAAUAUUGAAAUUAUUUAAAUGAAGGCGGGUUUACUUCGUGUUGAAUUACGAUAGAGUUUGUCACUACUGUUAUUUUCUUAAAACUUUUCGACAACGAUCAUGAAUUUUUUGGAGUAAUCAUUUAAUUUGGUUUAAUGAAUUAAGUCAUAUCGAAAAUAUUAAAAGGAAAUUUGAGUUGUUAAUACUCCAGAAGAAAAAGUUCUACGUAAUAUAGAUAGAUAAGUUUUUUUUUAGAAAUAACAGUUGAGGCACUUUUUACUUGUAAUUCAGUACGAAGUGCGUUCUAAUCAAUUUAGGACAUAAUCAAAUAUUAGCUUGAGUCCUCGGACUCACACGUGUGACAAUAUAACGUAUUCGAAACUUUACAAAAAGACAGAAAUACUUCGAUGUGGUGCCAACAAUGUGAAUGACAUUUAUGGAAACGUAAUAUUGCCACAUGACAAAAUGUGCAACAACUGUAAUGUGGCAACUGACAGAUUGUCUGUGGUUGAAAUGGCGCGACUUUAGACGUCACUUUGCUCUAACAGUUGCUACAUAAGGCUGUUUGUACUACGUUAUAUCUAGAUUUUCUGAUAGUGUUAGCAUUAUAUAAUUAUUAUAAUAUAAUUAUCUCAUAUUGUUAGCUAAAGAAUAAGUUUAAAAGAUAUUUAGGUGUGAGAAUAGUGUUGCUCUGCAUUUGCUGUACAUAAGAUGGCAAACACGAAAUUUAUAUCUUGAGUUUAUAUAAACGUUACAGGUAAAUGCCGAUUUAUUUGAUGCGAUUUCGAUGUAUUUUGCUUAGAUAUACGUUUCAGUGAAGGACUGCACUUUUGAGGUUAUAUUUUUUUUACUUAGCAACACUAAAUAUAAGUUGUUUUUUGUAUUAUAAUAAAACGGCACCUUUUAUCGGUUUUCGUUUAUAGAUGUUUAUAAAUAUUAUUUAAAAAGCUGUGAUUAAAAUUUUGUUUAUACUAAAAUAUUAAAUCUGUUUGAUUUGUAUUGUCUCUUUAAAUUGUUUAGUGAAGGUUUUUUUGUAUAAAUCUGAUUAUAUAGAAACAAGUAUUGGAAAUUGGAACAGAUUAACAUAGAGUUUAUUUUGAGAAAACAAAAUGUAAUUAAGGCAAAUAACAUUAGUUGUACUUUUAUAUUUAUUAUAAAUACAUAAGUGGAACUAAUGUUUUCUGAAUCGAACCUUAAGCAAUUGUUUGGUCCAUACGAAUUUGCAAGUAAUCAAUGUAUUUUUUUUUUACUUUUUAAUUCGAUACUUUUAUAUGCAUCGGUGCGUUCUUAACACUUGGCUGUAACAUAUUUAUCCGUUUUUUUUCUACGAUAAAGACACAAAUAAUUAUUUAGUGGUGAUGAAAAAAUUAUUAAAUUGUGUUAAAAAACGCA
This is a messenger RNA of Papilio xuthus (Asian swallowtail), 2709 nucleotides long. It is a transcript of the gene Arl8, whose product is annotated as ADP-ribosylation factor-like protein 8. Gene Ontology annotation, biological process: protein transport; anterograde axonal transport. Gene Ontology annotation, cellular component: lysosomal membrane. Gene Ontology annotation, molecular function: GTPase activity; GTP binding. The transcript has 5 exons. Bases 116 to 679 code for a protein of 187 amino acids. The record is from RefSeq and is a predicted model, not a curated record. NCBI's taxonomy places the organism in Eukaryota, Metazoa, Arthropoda, Insecta, Lepidoptera, Papilionidae.